This is a messenger RNA of Rhagoletis zephyria (snowberry fruit fly), 1446 nucleotides long. The record is from RefSeq and is a predicted model, not a curated record. Lineage: Eukaryota; Metazoa; Arthropoda; Insecta; Diptera; Tephritidae.
AUGGGCAAGUCCACUGAAGAAGACAGCCCUGCUGGUGAUGCUGAGAAUAAUGACGACGAUUCAGACAAAGACAGUAGCAGAAGGCAUAGUCGUGACGAUUCUCCUGAAAAACGUAGACCUCGUCACAAUUCAAAAGAGCAUAAAAAUGAAGAUCGAAAAAAUAGUAACGACAAGAGUCGUCAUAAAGACCACAACUCCAGUCGCAAUUCAAGUCGCGACAGCAGUCGUGAUACUAGCCGACAUCAAAGUCGCAAUUCCAGCCUAGAUUCAAAUUCUGAUAUUAAAGGUGAAAGCAAAAGUGAAGAAGUUAAGGUAUUGAAGCCAUCCGAAUUAAAAGACAGUGCGAAACAAUCGACACAAUCAUUUUUAGCAAUGCUUGAGGAAAAGGUGAAUUGGACUGCAUCAGAUCAACCAUCAGAAAGUUUACCAGUUCAGACUACCUUAAACUGGACUGAAGAAGUUAAACCUGAGGAACCAAAACCAUUACAGAUGCGCGGUUUUGUGAAUACAUUCAAUACUUUCCGUUUGGUUGGUCAGAAUAGUUUGCCCAAAUCCAGCGAAAAAGUCUCAUCGAAUUUGAACAGCAAAACUGUGCCUUUGGCAAAAAGUAUCAGGCCAAAGUUAUUGCAGCCUCCACUCGCUUUAUACUCUGAUGAGGAAGUUAAUGACGAACAAACAUCUGACAAUGAAAGCAGUUCUACGAAAGAGAUGAAAAAGGUAAAGAAUGGCGUCGAAGUUGUGGAGAAAAAGGAAAGUGUGGAUAAAGAAAGAGGACCGCGAAUCGGCAGCAUCCAUNGAAAGGACAUAAACGACGACUAUGACUACUACUACGAUUACUACAACUUUAACGGACUGGGCUACCCUCAACUGGAACAGGAGGACCGCGAAUCGGCAGCAUCCAUCAAUGCCUACUACCAAGUUAUGAGCAGUAACGACUACAGCCAGGAGCAGUUGACCAGUUGGGCUAGUUCACGUGGUUACAAACUACUGGAAACGAAUAAAUGCGGCCUUUUUAAGAAGCCAACUGACGAGUCAUCAAAAGGGAGAAUAAAACAGGAAGUAAAAGAAGAGCUAAUGGAGGAGUUUAGUUCAGAGUAUCAGGUGUCUCCCACUACCCAAAAGAUCAAAACGGAGAAAGAAGAGCAGAAAGCUGAUGGUAUGAACAGCUAUAUGGAGGAAGAAUCUGAACUGAGUCCAAUCAAUGUGAUCACCACAAACUCGACUUCUUCGAGCCUGUCAACUGAUUUCUUUACCUGCUUUGAGGUGAAAAGCUCGAGGGUAAACGGUCUACGGGGGCGAGAGUCACCACCGCCUGCACCUCCUCCGCCACGACCGAGGAUGACUUUUCUGGAGGCGACGGAGCCGGUGAAGUUGCCAAAUGGCGUGACGCUGCCUCCCGGUACCAAGCAAAUAAUCGUGCACCCGUACCACCGACCAAUCUACUGA